This is a messenger RNA of Theobroma umbraticum, 2431 nucleotides long. RefSeq names its product plant U-box 49 (gene PUB49). Gene Ontology annotation, molecular function: peptidyl-prolyl cis-trans isomerase activity; ubiquitin protein ligase activity. NCBI's taxonomy places the organism in Eukaryota, Viridiplantae, Streptophyta, Magnoliopsida, Malvales, Malvaceae. The record is from RefSeq and is a predicted model, not a curated record. Gene Ontology annotation, cellular component: catalytic step 2 spliceosome. Gene Ontology annotation, biological process: protein polyubiquitination; protein folding; protein peptidyl-prolyl isomerization.
CCCUAUCCAACAGUCAAAAGUCAAAACCUCCCUCCAUAAUCCAAAAAUCCUAAUCAGAAAAGGUUCAAUACCCUCCAAAUCAUAAACCCUAGCAGUCUCGCCAAACUCAAUUUCAAGUAAAUUUCAACGAAACAAAGCUUUUAGUAAUCAGAAACCCUAAAUUGAAUCGUCCCCGAAAAGCUCGUGAAGAUGGGGAAGAAACAGCACAGCAAAGAUCGGAUGUUCAUAACGAAGACGGAGUGGGCCACCGAGUGGGGCGGCGCUAAAUCCAAAGAAAACCGCACCCCUUUCAAACGCCUCCCCUUCUAUUGCUGCGCUCUUACAUUUACGCCGUUUGAGGCUCCGGUAUGCACGAAGGAUGGCAGUAUCUUCGAAAUAAUGAAUAUAAUUCCUUAUAUUAGGAAGUACGGGAAGAACCCGGUAACCGGGGCUCCAUUGAAGCAAGAGGAACUUAUCCCUCUUACUUUCCACAAGAAUUCUGAAGGAGAGUAUCAUUGCCCUGUGCUGAACAAAGUUUUCACUGAGUACACACACAUAGUUGCUGUGAAGACUACAGGAAAUGUGUUCUGUUAUGAGGCAAUUAAAGAAUUAAACAUCAAGACCAAAAACUGGAAAGAGCUUCUUACAGAUGAGCCUUUCACUAAGGAAGAUAUUAUUACAAUUCAGAAUCCUAACGUACUUGACAGCAAGGUUACCCUGGAUUUUGAUCAUGUCAAAAAUUGUUUGAAGGUUGAUGAUGAAGAACUAAAGAAAAUGGGUUCAGAUCCAACUUAUAACAUAAAUGUUGCUGGGGACAUCAAGCAGAUGCUGGCAGAGCUUGGAACUGAGAAAGCAAGGGAAACUGCUCUGCUUGGUGGGGGUGGCAGUAAGGCUCAAAAUGAGAGGGCUGCUGCUCUUGCUGCCAUUUUAGCUGCAAGGUCUCGCAUCAAAGAGGAUUCAAAGUUGGAUGCUAAUGGGGAGAGUAAAACUCAACCUGCAUAUAGUAUUGUAGAUGCUGCGUCUGCUUCAGUACAUGGAAGAAGUGCUGCUGCAGCAAAAGCCGCAUCAAGUGAUAAAACUGCUGCUCGGAUUGCUAUGCAUAUGGCCGGAGAGAGGGCACCUGUGAAUGCUAAGCUGGUGAAGAGCCGUUUUACUACUGGUGCUGCUUCACGAUCCUUUACAUCUACCUCUUAUGACCCUGUCACCAAAAAUGAAUUUGAAUACGUUCAAGUUGAGAAAAAUCCGAAAAAGAAAGGUUAUGUUCAGUUGCAUACGACACAUGGCGAUUUGAACAUUGAGCUGCACUGUGAUAUAACUCCGAGGACAUGUGAGAACUUCAUCACUCUUUGUGAACGUGGUUAUUACAAUGGAGUGGCCUUCCAUAGAAACAUUCGAAAUUUUAUGAUUCAAGGUGGUGAUCCAACUGGUACUGGGAGAGGAGGUGAAUCAAUAUGGGGAAAGCCUUUUAAAGAUGAAGUGAACUCGAAGUUGCUUCACUCAGGAAGAGGUGUAGUUAGUAUGGCAAACAGUGGCCCCCACACAAAUGGUUCCCAGUUUUUCAUCCUAUACAAGUCUGCAAAUCAUUUAAACUUCAAACAUACAGUUUUUGGUGGAGUUGUUGGUGGCUUGACCACACUAUCAGCUAUGGAGAAGGUUCCUGUAGAUGACAAUGACCAACCUCUGGAGGAGAUUAAAAUAAUUAGUGUCACAGUAUUUGUCAAUCCAUACAUGGAGCCUGAUGAAGAAGAGGAAGAGAAGGGCAGAGGUGAAAAGAAAGUUGAGGAUGAAGAAAAUGAUAAGGUUGGGUCUUGGUAUAGCAAUCCAGGUACAGGAACAGCAGAAUCUGGAGCUGUGGGUGGGGGUGGUGUUGGAAAGUACUUAAAAGCAAGGAAUACUCCAAGUGAGUCUGCUAAUGUUGAUACCAGUCUAACAGCAAUUCCUGUAACAAAGAAAAGAAAAGUCACGGCAGGAGAAUUUAAAGAUUUUUCUGCUUGGUGAGAGUUUCCUAAUGCUGCUCUGAAAAAUGAUACGAAAUGUGCUGUGGAGCUUGGAAGCAAGGAAUGCUCAACUUUGAACUUGCCAUUUAUUAAUGAUCUGGAAAAAUCACUUUAACAAAGAAUAUGGGAGUGAAGGGUUCAAGGGGCACUGGGCAGAUUCAAAUUCUUUUCUACUUGGUAAGGAUUUUGCUUCAGCUUGUAACCAUACUUCUAGACGGUGGAUAUGCUGAUGGAGGUAGUGUAAGUCGGCAUUGUAAAAUACAUCUCCCAGAUGGUGAAAAGAAGAGGAAUAAAGAACCAAUAUUAUUCCUUUGCAUUUGUAUUUUAGGCUGUGUAAAACAAGUUGUACCAGAUCACAAUUUUUUUUUUUUUGGUUCUUGUAAGAUUACAUUUUCAUUGCUGUUAUUGAAUUACAAGAUAUAUAUUUUGUUCAAACUCUCUUUCCUUGAACUGUG